Rhinichthys klamathensis goyatoka is the source of this 4036-nucleotide messenger RNA. It is a transcript of the gene taok1a, whose product is annotated as TAO kinase 1a. The record is from RefSeq and is a predicted model, not a curated record. Gene Ontology annotation, biological process: protein phosphorylation; execution phase of apoptosis. Gene Ontology annotation, molecular function: protein kinase activity; ATP binding. The coding region runs from base 560 to 3631 and encodes 1023 amino acids. NCBI's taxonomy places the organism in Eukaryota, Metazoa, Chordata, Actinopteri, Cypriniformes, Leuciscidae. The transcript is spliced from 20 exons.
AUGAAUCGUUGGCGAAUCGGACAUCACUAGAGGAGGGCAGAGAGAGAAAAAUCACAGCCACCAUCACAACAUGAUCAUCACCCCACAGCCCAAACACACUGGUUCAAAAAACAACAGUCUCGAGAAUUUCGGACCGAAUCUGUGAAGUGGUCCCGCCGUCGGUCUGAAAAGGGACCGUGUUUAUCUCUGUUUUUAAGCCGUCAGGGAGUGGAUCUGUCUCGGACGCCAUCUUUAGCAGCAGUAGCCCGGGAGAGUGAAGAGCUGCUGGGCCACCGUUAACCAGCACCCGGGCUGGAGGAGUUUCUUCAGCGAACUCUCAUGCUUGACAGCGAUCGAUACGUUUUGGGGGACUGAUUUGGGGUCGGUAGGCGUGUUUCUGUCUCUUGGGUUUGUUGUUGUUGCGGUCGGAGGAGUUUUCUCGGGCUGGCUGCUCAUCCUGGCCUGUUGGGAGGGUUUUGGUCCAUAUGAGGCCACUGUCUUGCAGAUGAGCCAUCAGUGGGGGCUGUCGUGUCGCAGACCCAGAUAGUGACUGGCGGCUGCGGCCCCGCCCCCUCCCAGCAUGCCCAACGCUGUUCGCGCGGGGAGUCUGAAAGACCCCGAGAUCUCAGAUCUCUUUUUUAAAGAAGACCCCGAAAAACUAUUCUCAGACCUGAGGGAGAUCGGUCAUGGCAGCUUCGGUGCUGUAUACUUUGCACGGGAUGUGCGGACCUCAGAGGUGGUGGCCAUCAAGAAAAUGUCAUAUAGUGGAAAACAGUCUAAUGAGAAAUGGCAAGAUAUAAUAAAGGAGGUGAAAUUCCUUCAGAGGAUAAAGCAUCCAAACAGCAUAGAAUAUAAAGGAUGCUACCUGCGAGAGCACACAGCAUGGCUGGCUAUGGAGUACUGUCUGGGGUCCGCCUCAGAUCUUCUCGAGGUACACAAAAAACCUUUACAAGAGAUGGAGAUAGCAGCGAUUACUCAUGGUGCUUUGCAGGGGUUGGCGUACCUCCACUCUCACAACAUGAUUCACAGGGAUAUCAAGGCUGGGAACAUCCUGCUCACAGAGCCUGGACAGGUGAAGCUGGCAGAUUUCGGUUCUGCUUCUAUCGCUUCUCCUGCUAAUUCAUUUGUAGGGACUCCUUAUUGGAUGGCCCCAGAGGUGAUUCUGGCCAUGGAUGAGGGUCAGUAUGAUGGAAAGGUUGACAUCUGGUCUCUAGGAAUAACCUGUAUUGAAUUAGCUGAAAGGAAACCUCCGCUCUUCAACAUGAAUGCAAUGAGUGCCUUAUACCAUAUCGCGCAGAAUGAGAGUCCAUCCCUACAGUCCAGUGAAUGGACGGAUUACUUCAGAAACUUUGUGGACUCCUGCUUACAGAAGUUGCCCCAGGACAGACCCAACUCUGAAGAACUGCUGAAACAUGCAUUUGUCCAGCGCGAGCGGCCAGAGUCGGUGCUUAUGGACCUGAUCCAGCGCACCAAAGAUGCUGUGAGAGAGCUGGACAACCUGCAGUACCGCAAGAUGAAAAAGAUCCUCUUCCAGGAGGCCCACAAUGGCCCUGCGGCAGAGGUCCCAGACGACGAGGAGGAAGUGGAGCACAGUGCUGGCCGCACGGGCACAGUGAACAGUGUGGGCAGUAACCAGUCCAUCCCUAGCAUGUCCAUCAGUGCGAGUUCACAGAGCAGCUCGGUUAACAGCCUGCCUGACGCCACAGACGCCACCGAUGACAACAAGAGCGAGGUGGACCUGAUGGAAAAAGACCAAACCAUCAUACCCAACAGCUCCAUGAUCCACGUCAAACCGGAGGAAGAAAGCUACCAGGAAGAAACCGAGGCUCAGAAACAGCCCACGGAGCCCCAGUCUCCCCCAGCACAGACACCACGACGUCAGUACCGGAAUCGAGAGCACUUUGCCACCAUCCGCACAGCCUCCCUGGUGACGCGUCAGAUUCAAGAACACGAGCAGGACUCCGAGGUGCGCGAGCAGAUGUCUGGCUACAAACGUAUGCGCAGGCAGCACCAGAAACACCUCCUGGCCCUCGAGAACAAGCUGAAGGGUGAGAUGGACGAGCACAGACUCAAGUUAGACAAAGAACUGGAGAAUCAGAGGAACAGCUUUGCUGCCGAGAUGGACAAACUCAUCAAGAAGCACCAAGGCACCAUGGAGAAAGAUGCCAAGACUUUUACCAACGAUGAAAAGAAAUUUAUGCAGCAUAUUCAGAGCCAGCAGAAGAAGGAGCUCAACAGCUUCCUGGAGUCUCAGAAACGCGAGUACAAACUGCGCAAGGAACAGCUCAAAGAGGAGCUGAAUGAGAACCAGUCCACACCAAAGAAGGAGAAGCAGGAGUGGCUGUCCAAGAAGAAGGAGAACUUCCAGCACUUCCAGGCAGAGGAGGAGGCCAACCUACUCCGCCGACAGCGGCAAUAUCUAGAGCUCGAGUGCCGCAGGUUCAAACGGCGCAUUCUCAUUGCACGUCACAACGUGGAGCAAGAUCUCAUGAGAGAGGAGUUGAACAAGCGUCAGACGCAGAAGGAUCUGGAGCACGCCAUGCUGCUCCGACACCAUGAGUCCAUGCAGGAGCUGGAGUUCAGGCACCUGAGCACUAUCCAGAAGAUGCGUGCGGAGCAGAUCCGCCUGCAGCACCAAACCGAGCUCACCAACCAGCUGGAGUACAACAAGCGCAGGGAGAGGGAGCUCAGACGCAAACACGUCAUGGAGGUCCGACAGCAGCCUAAGAGCCUCAAGUCCAAAGAGCUCCAGAUCAAGAAACAGUUUCAGGAUACAUGUAAGAUCCAGACCCGGCAGUACAAAGCCCUGCGAAACCACCUGCUGGAGAGCACGCCAAAACCCGAACACAAGACCAUGCUGAAGAGACUGAAGGAGGAGCAAACCAGGAAACUAGCCAUCCUCGCCGAGCAGUACGACCACACCAUCAACAACAUGCUCUCCACACAGGCUUUGCGCCUGGACGAGGCGCAGGAGGCGGAGUGUCAGGUGCUGAGGAUGCAGCUGCAGCAAGAGUUGGAGCUAUUGAAUGCGUAUCAGAGUAAGAUCAAGAUGCAGACGGACGCCCAGCAGGAGCGAGAGAGGAAGGAGCUGGAGCAGAGAGUGUCUCUCCGGAGGGCCCUGCUGGAGACUAAGAUCGAAGAGGAGAUGUUUACCUUGCAGAACGAGCGCACGGAGCGUAUCCGUAGCCUGCUGGAGCGCCAGGCCCGAGAGAUUGAGGCUUUCGACUCAGAAAGCAUGCGCUUAGGCUUUAGCAACAUGGUGUUGGCUAACAUCUCUCCUGAGGGCCUCAGCCACAGCUUUCCUGGGGCCCCGGCCAGUUGGAUCCCCCAUCAGCAUCACUCAGAUGGCUCUCAGGGGACACAGUGGGGCAGCAGCACUGGUUCAGGGCCCAGCCACCACUACCACUCCAGUCAGGGAGGACCACAGGCCCAGCAGGGCUGGGGCCAAGCCAUCCCAGGAGGUGGGCUUCCUCCGUGGGGCCACUCUCCCUCGGGCCCUCCAGGGGCCAUGCCAAAAAGCAGUGUGGGGAUGCGUAACAGCCCCCAGGCGCUUAGGAGGACCACCUCAGCGGGGCGCACUGAGCCGGGCAUGAGUAGGAGCACCAGCAUCACAUCUCAGAUAUCCAACGGUUCACACCUGUCCUUUACAUAGACACCAGUGCGUUUGUGCCAACCCUGCACACACAAACACACACAGGGUAGGGGAACGCACUGGCCCACACUAAAGACUGGCACAGAGAGCAGAGCUAACUGCACUCAUCUACCCUCCUCCCUCUCUUCUCCUUCUCUUUCUCUCUCAUUUCACUUUCCCACAUGCAGAUGUGCAGGUAAACUAUAGUAAAUAUCACUCAGGUCAAUAGCUAUUCUAACUUUGCAUGAAGCUUGUUUGACAGCCAUGCAGAGCUUGAGUCAAAAACACUAGUCUAAUUUAAAGCUCACUUGAUGGGAUUAAUUUCAUGCUUAUAUUAUAAAGAAAUAUAAAUAUAUAAAAUCGAAAAUAAAUAUUUUAUUGGUUUAGCUUUACUCCACUUCAUGUGUGGAUUCAUAAACCAAAAGG